This is a messenger RNA of Acanthoscelides obtectus, 3113 nucleotides long. Lineage: Eukaryota; Metazoa; Arthropoda; Insecta; Coleoptera; Chrysomelidae. The record is from the annotation of a GenBank genome assembly.
CUGGGAAAAUGACGUGACACCGGAGAUAACCUAACUUUUACAAGUGCCACUUAAAAAAACUGGAAUUUGACCAUUCCAUAAAAUACGAUAAAUUUCAAGAUCAUCCGCUGCUCCCAUGUUAACAAAUUAAUUACAUUUCACCGACGGUUCGCAACUUAACCACCGGUGUUGCAACGAUGAUAAUCAAAUUAGAUAACAGCAAGCAAGUGGUUGUAUUUGUUUAUUUUGUUUGUUUAGUGUGCUUUCGGUUACCGUCUGUUGUGUUUCUCUGAUUCAUGUCCAGCAAAAUGAAUUCCCUGAACCAAUGUCUGUUUGGAGCACAAACAGUUCAGUUUGCCUAGAACUUGGCAAAAAUCAUCCUUACAAGGACGGAUUUGGGGACAGACCACAUAGACUGUAUAGUAAAUACCUUCAUUCCUUAAAGCGUUCCAAGAUGUCCCACCCCACGGACGAACUUCAAACCCGUCGUUACCUCUCCUGGAGAAAACUCCACCUGUCAAGAGCCAAACUCAAAGCGUCCAGCAAAACGUCAGCAUUGCUCUCCGGUUUUGCGAUGGUCGCCAUGGUCGAGCUCCAAAUCCAAAGCACCCAAAAGGUCACCAGCGAAGUGCUCGUCGCUUUCACGGUCAUCACGACGCUCUUAGUAGCGGUCCACAUGCUCGCGCUUAUGAUCAGCACUUGCAUAUUACCGAACAUAGAAGCGAUAUGCAAUCUGGACUCGAUAAAUCUCGUGGAAGAAUCGCCGCAUGAAAGAUUGCAUUGGUACAUAGAGACAGCUUGGGCCUUUUCUACUCUCCUAGGCCUCAUCCUUUUCUUAGCGGAGAUCGCGAUAUUAUGUUGGGUGAAGUUUAUUGAUAUUGACAGUUACGCCGCGUGGUCGGCAACGGUGGUGCUGGUGCCUAUUUUGUUCGUUUUUUUAGCGUUCGCGGUUCAUUUUUACAGGUCUUUGGUUGCGCACAAGUACGAGACGACUCUGUCGGGGAUCAGAGAAUUGGAGAUGCUCAAGGAGCAGAUUGAGCAAGGUGAUAUCGAGGGUAGGAAUGGUAUCAAUGAACUUAUACAUAACAUACAUGUUGUUUGAAGGCUGAACUUUUGUUUUUGAAUAUUUUUACAGCGGUGAGUUGAAGAUUCACACCUAGAAAGAUCUGAAUUAUUUCUCAAUAUUUUCUUUUAUAGAUCUGAUGCGGUGAAGUUGACUUAACAGAAAGUCAUGGAAUAUGCCAUUUAGAUUGUUGACAAACGGAAUUGUUUUGUUUUUAAACUUGUCUGGCAGUUUUAAUGCUCUCAUUUCUAUUCUAUGUUAUUUUCUAAUAUUUUUCAUUCAAAGGUACCUUUUUGAAAGCAUAAAAAAUAAAAAUAAUAGUUCUUUUCACGGUCAUUGGCGGUUACGUCAUUAACGUCUUACGAAAGUAUUUGGUUAAUGAAGGCUCCUUGCUUUUAUUCACCUUCACAAAAUACUCCUGAAAGUCGGGACUUUCCUUUUCAGAUAGAAAUGCGGUUAUAAUAACAAAGCUAAUAUGUGGUGAAACAACAGCACACAAGUAAAUUAAAAAUUACUCAUCGUUCAUCGAAGAGAAAUUGCAAGUACAGCUCUGUCACUUGUAAGUAUCUUUCCAAAUAAUCGCAACUUAUUGCGAAAAUCUUACACGUAGAUCGUCAACCGUGUCCAUCUCAGUUUUAUACGCUAAACCUUUCAUUUCGCCCCAAACAAAAAGGUAAAUCACGAAGGAUCUUGAAAAACGAUCUACUUACACUCGCGAAGCCUCGGUAGCGUUUUGAAGACACCGUAAAUUAAAAUAAUAUUGCUGUAUGUGUGUGAAAUUUUUGCGUUGUUUGUUUAGAACCGAUGUGUAAAGGUUUUGUCUACCAACGCGGCCAGCGCCUGGAUUCGAACCCUCAUCUCUCCAUUCCGUUUAGUCUACAGAACUAGCUUCCAACCAACAUUCAGGACAGAUUGUUAGGGGCAAACCCGGAUUGCUAAGGCAUCUAGUUGCACCACGCGGUCUCGUGGGCACACUCCACGGUACUACUGGAUCGUAAUCCUGAAAGUUCGCUAGCAGCCAGUUUUCCUUAUCUCUAAUUGUGUACUUAACAACGUAUGUCCGAAGCUUGCACGAACAAAUGACGGCGCACAGAGUCAGAUUGCAUAUGUAUAUAUACGGGAUAUGGAUGUAUAAAAGUGUGACCCGCCAAAAAGCGUGAGAUGAACUAUAUGCCGGAUUGUCAAUCAAAAUAAGCACUCAACAUUCGUUUUUUAAAAAUUAUUGUUUCAAAUUACACUACGGAUGCUUUCCGUUUUGGAAUCCCAGUUUUUUUUUAAUGACUGGAUUAUACAUUUCGAGUGGUAUCUGACGAAUAACGCUGAUUGCUAGUUCCUGGAUGUAGAUGCAGCCCCAAAGAAAAUAUCUAGAAGUGUGACAUCGCAGGCGGCCGAUUUAUUGAAUUUCAAGCAGGAAAAUAUGUUAUGGUAACGUUUGCCAAAUACCAAUUGGAAUUCCAGAAUACAUUGCAUUGUACGUAGUAACAUUUGAAAGAAAUAACCUACAAAACUGAAUGCUCGGAAUGCUUUUUCCUUCAAUAAAAGUCAUUAAACUAGAUUUGUAGUGUUUGGUUUGUAUAAAAACAAUGAACCAUUUGUUAGAUACUGCUUUAUCUAGAUCUGUUCGCUAGUAUUUUUACAACAGGUUCAAAUAUAUUUUUAUAUGGCUUCUAGAUUUAUCCUUAAUUCUUCAAUUGUUUUGUUUAUCGAUAUCAUUGGCAAGAGAAACCAACCUUUGAUUUAUUUUUUACUAUUUUUUUUUGUACGGCUUCUAGAUGUAUGCUUAAUUAUCCCAUUGCUUUGUUGUACGACGCUUUGUGUCUUGAUCUUUUCUUGCAAUUUAUCGAUAUUGUAUUUUUAUACGCCGUGGCAAAUAAUUUUUUUAUAAAAUGAGAAGUAGUAAGGGAAGUCAUUUGGAACUACUGUGAUUUUUAUUAGGUUGAAAAUAAAAGUAUAUUUUAAUAAAUUCUUGCUUUAACGUAUCUUUACUGACCUUAUCUUCAGAAUGGCGACAGUCUGGCCCACAACUUACUUGGUUCACAAAUAUUGUUGAACUAUGUUUUGUGUGUUCUAU